UAUGUACACGCACGACUUGGUUGCACGUCGCUGGGCCAAUUUGACAAUGCUAUAUAACCAGGCAGGCCUCUGCUUUACAGUGAGCUCUUUUCUAGUGAUAGAAGACAAAGAACUUUCUUGGCUUUGGUGGUGCUGGAUAUAACCGUGAAUUUGAUGAAUUUUUUUUGGAAAAAGUCAGCUGUUACCUGUAAGGAAAGUUGAGCAAAUUUCCACUGGAUCCCAACCAAGACUGUCUUUCCUGAAAAUAACAGAAUCAGACAAACUAUAUCUGGCAGUUCCCCGGAAGGACCAGGUUUUAGCAGUUGUUUUGUCUGCAGCUGACAUUAAAAUGGACUGCAGAAGUGAUCAUGAUGAAGAUAGUGAGAACUUUACCAGUCAGGAUCAUCAGCGUAAGAGGGUUGGAGGAAAAGAAUUAUGGGAUGAACAAAGUCCUCCUGCAAAAAAGCGUACAACUGAAAGUGAAGGAGAGGAAUGUGAAAUAUCAUUGCAGGAUUGCAAAAUGAAUGAAAAGAGCAGUGAAGAAAAUACGAACCUUCUGACCUCAUCGCCAGUUUUUAAAGAACCAUUGGUGAAGCUCCAAAGUUUAUCUGAUAAAGUGAGCGCUCAUUUGAGUGUAAGAACUGAUUCACUAGAAAGCUCAGAAGAUAGUUUACAGUCUACAGAAAACUUGUCAAGCUGUGAUGUUUCUUUGGGUUUCAUUGAAACAGAAUGUGAAUCACUUGAAAGUUCCAUGUUGUUCAUGGGAAACAGUUUAGAUGAUCUGUCAACAUCUGCUUUAGAUGAUGAUAAGGAUAAAAUAGGAGCAGAAUCUGCUGAUGGCACAUCGUCUCAAUCAGGAACCAAGGAAAAAAAGAAGAAAAGAAAGCGCAAACGAAAAACGAGUAAAUCUGAAGUUGAAAGUGUCGAUAAUAAACUGUUAUCAAAUAUGAGACCAAACUUUUUUGUUGGAGUUCAAGUCUCUGACAGUGAAAUUCACAAAAACAUUAUUAAAGUGCAAGAGGCAUUGCUAGCCUUUGAGCCAGCAUUCAGCAGAGCUCUUGUAGAUGUUGCAACAUCACAUAUAACGCUCCUCAUAGCUCGCAUCGAUGAUGAAAACGCUCUGUCACUAGCAACUUGUGCACUAGAGGAGUAUGUUAAGGGUCUUGAAGAAGAAGGCUUAGAACCCAUAAAAUUAACAUUUUCUGGCGUAGACAAUUUUUCAAAUAGUGUAAUUUAUGCUCGUGUCAUAGAGGAUGAGCAUCAUCAGAAGUUAAUCGACAUCUCUGCAGGGCUGCGCGAAGUUUUUGCAGAAAAAGGAGUGUGUAUGCCAAACACAAAGCCCCUGAACCCUCAUUUAACAAUAGCCAAGAUGUCUAAGGCUCCUCGGGGCAAAGGAAAGCAAUGUCCACGGAAAAUUGAUCCCCAUAGCUAUGAAAGCUACAAAGAACUGUUUAUUGGUUCUCAACCAGUUCAGAGCUUGCAGCUUCUGUCGAUGAAUCUCCCAAAGGAUGAAAAACGUUACUAUUACUGCUGCAAAGAAAUUCCCAUCGGUAAAAGUGUUGUUAAAAACACUGAUCACUCGCAAUGCUGCUUUCCUCGACGGCCAGUCAUUUCCAACCACACCCGCUCAUUCUCAACGAGAACACCCAAAGAACCUUUCAAUUUUGUUGCAUCAUCAGUUGGAUUUAUGACUGCGCUUGCAGCAUCACUCAUGAUCGUUUAUGUUGUCGGCAAAGUGAGCGGUAAAUUGUAGGAGACUUCUUCACCCUUAAGUGAUGUUCAUAGCUAAACAUUUUUUAUAUGCCAAGAGAUUUGUGAUAUUUUAAUACUGAAACUUAAAUGUUCUUUUAUAUGGAAUCAAACUUAGGAGAACUUUAGAUGUCUCAUAGCAUAAACUUUUCUAAGUAAAGUACAGUAUGUUCAUAAUUGUGUUGAAAGAUCAUAAACAUUUUUAUAUACUUAUAGAUCUGUGAUUUUUUAAUACUGAACUUGAAUGUACUUUCAUAAGGAAUCAAACAGAUAUGAGAUACUUUUAAAGUGUCUCAUAAUAAUUACUUAUUAACUGCCAUAAGUCACAUUUCUGUCUAUGUGGCCUACUGUUCAUCUAAGUAUAUUUGACUAUAUUUGUCAAUGUUAGAUUUAAGAAUGGCUGACAUAUGGAAAUAGUACUAGCAUUUAUAACUGAGGAUUUCGUUCCUGAAAUGUGUUUGUACACUUGAUUAACAUUUGAAAAUGUUAACUUUUAGAGGAUAAAACGGCUGAUGAAACUCACAAGAAACAGAUUACAAUAGAUUAGCUAAUCCAGUGCGAUGACUAGUCUUUAUAAGCCAUGAUUUCUUGUUAAAAUUUGUUUAUAAUCUUUGUGCCGUCCCUAUUUCCAUAAGUAAUGGAUAGUGUUGAGUGGGUGGAGUUGGUAUUUCUUAUGCUUUUCAAAUACUAAAUCCCCAUUAGUUUUUUGAUCAAGGGUUUGUCACACUAUACUUGGUUUAUUUUAUGUUCUUUUGGUAUUUACUUCUAAGACAGAAUGGUUAAGGUGCAGUAAUUUUUCAUUACUAUUGGAAGGAAAAUAAACAUAGCAAUUAAGCAGUUGUGAAAUGCAGGUAUAUCAAUACAAUGUGAGAAUCUUCUUUGAAGUAAGUUAUGCUAACCUGUUAAGGAAUAAGUAUAAUCCUUUUCAUAUAAUGUUCAGGUUUCUGAAAAUUACAAAGAAAAAUUCUUUGUAUUUUGAUUGCAUUUGCUCAGUUAAGUAUUUUUGUUGCUCACUGUGUGAGAAUAUAUUGCCAUUGGUUUGUUUCCAAGUGUUUCAUUUCUGGUCAACUUUUCUUGCUUGAUUGGAAGAUAAUUGACUACCUCUGCCAUGUACUGCUAUAUAUGAUUUGUCGUUUCUCUUACUAAGUAAGAUCUUUCAAUUAAGUAGAAGCCAAUGGUCUUGACUCACUGAUUCUUAAAUUAAAUAACAUCCUGUGCUUUUGCCCAGUUUAAACUAAUGGUUUUAGAGGUAAUUGCAAAUGAGUUUACGGUAAAGCAAUUGCUUGUCUGUAUCUGUGCAAGUUUUUAAAAAUAUUUAAAAAAUGUUCAUGGGUUAAUAUGUAAAUGUAUCAACAAGAUUGGAAGCAUGUUUAUUUUUGUAAGUCAAACUAGGAUGUUGAACAAGUUCAGUUUAACCAGUCUUAUUAGAGCUAAGAUUAUUAGCUCAGUGGUUUAGAUCAACAAUUUCUGUUCCUUUAGGAAUACAAACCAUUGCUUUUAUAUAGAGUAUCUCCACACACUCUGACAGUGCUGCUGCCAGUGCACAUGCUAAGUUUUGUCUAAGUGAGAGGGCAGUGCUUGUUCAUGAUGUACCUUCUCCAACCAAUGUUAGAGUACUGUCAGAUUUUUCUAGUGAGUACUCCAAGCACCCAUCAUUCACUGCUGGCUUUGUUACCAGGUACGGGCAGUACUGUGAUGCUGCUUCCUACCUUGAUAUGAUGUAUACAGGAGCUGAGGAGAGAGAGACUCAUGGUGGAGCAUGGGGGAAGAAACGAUAGUGCAUUUCAUUACUCUCUUCCUUAUCCUUGUGUUGCUCUCACUUUACUUUCUCAUUUUUGUCCACCUCAUCCUCCUCCAUGAAUAAAAGAAGUGAUCUUGGGAGCCCUUUCACAAGAAGUUUUACUGGACUUCAAGUGAAUACCUUGUAGACACUCAUGUUAACCCCCAAGAAUGUUACCAGCAGCAGCAAGUUCUUGGACCUUUGUAGGACCUGUCAUAGUUGCUCAACAAGUUGUGUAAUGUCCAGGCUCCUUUUAGACAAAAUGCAUGUUACCAUAGGUACUCAAGUGGGCGUAUGGUUGGAGGUUGAAUGGGUGAGCAACUGACUGUCUUUCCUUAUUUCUUUUAUCUUCAAAGUAGCAGUCAGGUCAAAUGUGUGCUUGGUUGGCCAUGAUGCAAGUAGAUUUCAUAAACAAGAAUCCUAUCUUAGAGGUUCAGCAUUUAAGGUUGAACUGUAGUAACUUUAUCUUUAGUGCAGUAUGGUACAUGGUUCUUCAAAAUUUUUCUAUGGUUCAGAUACAUCUCACUCUGUCUCAGGCCUCAGUCAGUAUUGAAGGAUACAGUAGUCAUUAAUCCUUUCUGGGUGGAGAUUUAACUUGCCAGUCAGUUGAAAGACUGUCCUCCCACCUAAAUUGGGAGUUCCCUAUAUAAUAAAUGAUGAUGGUUUAUAUUCCAUAACCAACAAAUCAUGAGUUGUUAGAGUAACUCGUACUUUUCAUAAGUAUACUAACCAAAGCCUUUUAUAAUCCUAUCUCAUCCACCCUGCAUAGCCCAGAUGUUGAAAUAAGUGCUUGAUGCAUCCCACCUGCCAAAAGUUAACUAUUUUGCUACCAAGUUUCAGCGAGUAAUAACAUCUCACACUGAGGAAUAUUCUUACAUAAAAGGCCGUGGUUUAUAUACCUAGGAAAUAUGCAAAUUACCUAAAAAAAAUUUGUGAAUGUUCAGGAGUAACUUAAAUACUACAGGGUUUUCAAGUAUUUAUGAGAAUGGUUGAGAUUUUGUGAUAAGUCUAUUAGUCUAAUAUUCUGUCUGGAAGGUUCAGAUUUGCUCAGUUUUUCUUUAUCAUUUAGAAUACCUUCCUUAUUUUCUGUUUGCAAAUAUUCUGCAAGUGGCAGUAUGUGUAUAUCUUAUAGCCAACUGAAAGGUUAUUAUAACUUGUUACUGAAAUAGCGCUUGUUUGAUCUGAGAGUAGAUCAUUGUUUAGCUUUUAGUCCUUGUUGCUUUAUAGGAGAUAGCAUUAUCUGCAGGUGAUAAUGUGCUUUAAUUUUAAUAAUGUUAGGUUUACAGGAUGAAAAGAAAUGUGUUACUUUUGGGUACUAGGAAUAAAUGUACAGUAUUAUGCAAUUUUUCUUUGUUUGAGCCUCCAAAGGUAGAUUACACUUAUAUGUUUAAUUUUACAUUUUUCUUUCCUUUAUGGCCGGAUAUAUGUUGUCACCCUUCACACAUGAAGGAGAAAUGAGCUCCUGUGAUUUUUUAUUACAGAAGAGUUUCGUAAUGAAUUUGAAUUUGUGCUGCUUUGUAACAUGCUUAAUGUUUUUAUUGAAGAGACAUAUUUCACGUAAGGCUUGAAAUGAAUUCAGCUUUAUGUAAUGCUUGAAACAACUUGAUAUCAGUGUCAUUGUACCAACUAUAUUUGGUGGAAAGCAGUUGGUAUUCCUGUGCUAUUUCAUUUUUGCACACAUUGAUGGCGUAUAACACAUCACCUGCAUUUUGUAUGUUUAGCUUGGAGGUCUGGUUUCACUAGUUUAACCAUCUUUUAUAGAUAAUAGAGCAUAUUUACUAUGAUGAAAAAUUACAUUGCUAUUCAAGAUGGCCCCACUGCUAGUUACCAAUGCUCCUGGGUUAGUUCUCAUACAGAGAUAUCUUAUAUUUCUUAUUAUUACCUCUUUUGUUAUAUGGUGUUGCAGAAAGAUAAAGACAAGGAAAUUAUGCUUUAACUUUGAAAGAUUUCUGUGCAAUGAUUUCAGUCAGUGAGUUGAGCUACCAGAAUUGGUGAGUGGCAUUGGACAAUUUGCUUUGAUCCUUAUUAUUGUGAUUUCAGGAAUUAAUGGUCUGUUCAGUUGGCAGUGUGGCCAUAUGUUGUCUUCUAAAAAAAUGGUAAUAAUACCAAUAGGAUUUGAAAAAAUAUCAUCUAGUUAAAUGGUAAUAAUACCAAUAGCAAUUGAAAAAAUAUCAUCUUUAUUUGCUGCAGCAAUUGCUAAAUGCUCUCGAUUGGCAUUGAUAUCCAGAAGUUUUUCAUCUUAAUUGACGUAGUAAUGGUAUAAAUAAAGUUCAGUCCUAUUAAUGACUGUUAAGUA
Messenger RNA from Macrobrachium nipponense, 5804 nucleotides. Its product is annotated as A-kinase anchor protein 7-like. The record is from RefSeq and is a predicted model, not a curated record. Gene Ontology annotation, cellular component: cytosol. Lineage: Eukaryota; Metazoa; Arthropoda; Malacostraca; Decapoda; Palaemonidae. Gene Ontology annotation, molecular function: protein kinase A regulatory subunit binding. The transcript is spliced from 7 exons. The coding region runs from base 329 to 1732 and encodes 467 amino acids.